AUGGCCAACAUACCGGUAAAGAAGAAGAGCCCCAAAGCUGACGCUAUUCGUUCGUCAGAAUCGUCAACUGGAGUCCGUCGAUCUCGUCGUCGGAAGCACAUCAUGUACAUCCAACAGCGGGAUGAACAAGAAGACCAAGCUAAGUCGUCACCAACCAAGGUGCAAUCCACUAACAAACCAAGUACCGGGAAUAGGUCUCGAAGUACUACUACCACCAAGAUCCAAUCGACCCCAAACGAUCCUGAACGCCAAAAAAGAGAAGAAAUACGGCACAUGUCCCGUUGGAUCGAGAUGAUAAUUAAGGAAGGCUGGCCCCUUUCCUCUGUCGACGACGAGGCAUAUCGAGAUAAGAUUGGUUUGUCGUCAGACAUUACCUUGCAACAAAAUCAAGUUGCCGAGGUCAUCCUGGCGAUGAAUCAGCUGGUGAUGAAGAAAAUUGGAUCCGAAAUGAAGGCCGCAAGAAGGGGUGCCAUCCUUCAUUCCGAGGGGAUAGAAUCCUCGAGGUAUAUUGUGGGCAUCGUUGCUUCUUACAUGGUAGGCCCAAAGGUGACUCAAACACUCCUUGCGCUUGGAGAAGUUCACGAACUUCGCUCUGUUGUCAAGCGGUGCUCUACUCGACAAGACACAACCAUGACAGCAGACUCUAUUGCGGAGAAGCAUGCCAGGUACAUUCAGCAACAAGUCUUUUCAGACCGAUACGAUUUUAAUUCCAGGGAACUGCAGAAAUGGUUAGUUUGUCAGACUGCCAUAACUUGCAAUGCAAUCACAAAGGUGGCAAGCCUACUCGGAAUCCCACACGUCGAUUGUCAAAGUCAACUUCUUGACAAGCAAGUCAAGCAAAUGCUCGAACGAACCAAAGGGACUACUUUUGGAGUCGGUCAACUGAUAUCUGAAGUAAGAGAAGUAAUCAAGACGGCACAAGAAAGCAAAUAUUCAUCUGAUGAGUUGCGGAAUUUUCUACGCAUUCUUGACGACAAGGAAGAGGGGUGGAGCUCGGGAGCAACCAUGAUUGCAAAAUUUCAUGCCAAAAAGUCCGAUAUCUUGAAAGCUGUACAGCACGAGGAUGAAAAGAUAAUCGUUCGUUGCAAUUCACUCAUUAACAGCGAUCGAGCAACAAAGCAGGCACAAAAGAUGCUCCAGAAUCUCAAGUUCAUUCAACGAAGGUUGACGACCAAAGGCCAUCCAUUGAGCAGUUGCCGAGAAGAUAUCCAGAGCCUACUCGAUUAUGCCGAUGCCCACAGUCAUGACAUUGAAUCUCAGUGGUUUGAUCACAAACUUGGUACCAAGUAUAUCCAUCCCUUAUCAAAAAAGCUAAAGGACGUGAACUUUAUCAGCGGUGUCUGCAAGAUCCAGCGAAAGAAAUUUGCGUUGCUCAAUGAUGUGGAGACGACUGCUUGCCAGCAGUUGAAACGUCCGACAAUGGCCGCGUCGCCAGUGGGCAGAGCUGACGACUUCAAGGCCUUUGUUUGCAGGAAGGAGAGGCAAGCUUCGUUGCCAUCUCGUGAUAAUAUUAGUCUAAGGUCCAUCUAUCAUCUCGAAGAAGAAUAUUCGGACUGCGAUUUCAUUAUUGGUUCUUCUUCUGAAAUGGAAAAAGUUUGGUCGGAUGCUCGCCAGCACAAGGCAGCCCAAGACGAUACAAUCUCUGUUGCCCUUUUCGAAGCUAUCAUGAUGUUGCGCUACAACUGGCGGCUAUGGGACGCAAGUACUGUCGGCGAUGCUGUGGAAUAUGUCAAGUCAAAUACAAGUGACGAGCAGGGGCAAAAGUCCAAGAAAAGAAGGUAUGCAACAUGA
Molecule: messenger RNA, 1791 nt
Organism: Cylindrotheca closterium
Lineage: Eukaryota; Bacillariophyta; Bacillariophyceae; Bacillariales; Bacillariaceae
Source: the annotation of a GenBank genome assembly